Molecule: messenger RNA, 966 nt
Organism: Hemibagrus wyckioides
Lineage: Eukaryota; Metazoa; Chordata; Actinopteri; Siluriformes; Bagridae
Gene: trappc3
Product: trafficking protein particle complex subunit 3
Exons: 5
Coding region: 138-680 (180 amino acids)
Biological process (GO): intra-Golgi vesicle-mediated transport; endoplasmic reticulum to Golgi vesicle-mediated transport
Cellular component (GO): cytosol; cis-Golgi network membrane; TRAPP complex
Source: RefSeq, a predicted model, not a curated record
AAAGCGAAACACGACCUCCGACAUGCGGAAGUGAUUCAGGAAGCAGGGCUGAAAGCGAUACAGGAAUACGAUCACUGUAUUUCAGAAGCAAAUUAAUAAAAUAUAACUUGUAACACAGAGCUGUUAUACGAUACACCAUGUCCAGGCAAUCCAACAGAACCACGGACAACAAGAAGAUGAAUUCCGAAUUGUUUACGCUCACAUAUGGAGCCCUGGUCACACAGCUCUGUAAGGAUUAUGAGAAUGAUGAGGAAGUGAACAAGCAGCUUGAUAAAAUGGGUUAUAAUAUUGGAGUACGUCUUAUAGAGGACUUCCUGGCUCGCUCCAGCGUCGGCAGGUGUCACGAUUUCCGAGAAACAGCCGACGUCAUUGCGAAGGUAGCCUUUAAAAUGUAUCUGGGCAUCACGCCCAGUGUGACGAACUGGAGCCCUGCUGGUGACGAAUUCUCCCUCAUCCUGGAGAGCAAUCCGCUGGUGGACUUUGUGGAGCUUCCAGACAACCACAACACACUAAUUUACUCCAACCUACUGUGCGGUGUGCUAAGAGGAGCUCUGGAGAUGGUACAAAUGGCAGUAGAUGUUCGUUUUGUUCAAGAUACUUUGAGAGGAGACAAUGUGACAGAAAUCCGCAUGAAGUUCAUCAAGAGGAUUGAGGAAAAUCUGCCUGCUGGUGAUGAAUGAAACUGCUGCGAUAUUCUGGCUGGAGAAGCCUAAAAGCACUGGCUUAUUGGAUCUGAAAGACUUUGUUCAUUCGGUUUGGUCAGAGCCAAACAUCUACAGUUUAGCCAAAAAAGAGCUGAUCCUUUGUCUGCCAUUUAAGAAGUAAUCAUUCAUUUUUGUUCUUUUCUUUUGGAUAUUUUUUUUUUUUUUUGUGGCAGUUAAUGGACCAUCACAUUUCCAGGGACGUAUUUGGUCUGUGAUUUAACUGGGAAACAAAAAAAGAAUCCCUUAAACACCUCCUUAAACA